CCCUAAAUGAUUGCAUUGUAUGCAUACUUUGGUAGAUACCAAUGAACAAGCAAAGCUUCAUCGGAUGGAAAAACUGCACAGGAAUUUGUCAGCAACCUUGAAUACCACUGACUUAAUUGCAGGGGUAGAGGACCUGCUUGUCAAGCACAAACAUUUGUUGACCCUCCAGAUGUCUUUUGAUGCCACCUCUGGUUGUAGGGUCUGUCCUGAUGGGUGGGCUCACAACAGUGGGAAGUGCUACCUCUUCUCCUCCACUGGAAAGACCUGGAGUCAGAGUCGAAAUCACUGCAUCACUUUAGGAGGGCAUCUGGCCAUUGUGAACAGUCAAGAAGAACAGAAAUUUCUGUCCCGAAGUGCCAUUGAGGAUUUUUACUGGAUGGGACUGAGUGACCUGGAGACAGAGGGACAGUGGAUUUGGGUGGACAGCACACCUCUCAAUGAGACUGGAGCCGUAUUCUGGGGGAAAAGGUCUGAUGAACAGGAUGAACCAGAUAACUGGAAGGGGGAAGACCCUUCUGGGGAGAACUGUGCACUUGUCUCCAAAUUUAAAGGCUGGCGUGACAACUCCUGCAAGAGUCUGUGGAAAUGUGUGUGUGAGACGAUAGCCACCGAUUAGACUGGAUUAGAUUGAAUAUUCAGCUGCUACAUAUGGAGGCUUUAAAAAAAAUCUUUUCAUUAAAUGUACACAGUUAUUGCUACAAUAUGUUUGUAAGGAACCACUUUCCAGACCAACAAAGGUUUAUGCGUGUUCUCCUUUCUGUGCUUUGCU
Clupea harengus (Atlantic herring) is the source of this 769-nucleotide messenger RNA. RefSeq names its product CD209 antigen-like protein E. The record is from RefSeq and is a predicted model, not a curated record. NCBI's taxonomy places the organism in Eukaryota, Metazoa, Chordata, Actinopteri, Clupeiformes, Clupeidae. The transcript is spliced from 5 exons. The coding region runs from base 20 to 616 and encodes 198 amino acids.